UGACGUAGAGCGCCCCGCCCCCACCGCUAGAUCCGCUGCUGCUGCCUCGGCGGGCCGACCUGCAGGAGGCGGCGGCGGCGGCGGCCGAGGCCGAGGGAAGAUGGCGGACGGUGUGGACCACAUAGACAUUUACGCGGAUGUGGGGGAAGAGUUCAACCAGGAAGCGGAAUAUGGUGGGCAUGAUCAGAUAGAUUUGUAUGAUGAUGUCAUCUCUCCAUCUGCAAAUAAUGGCGAUGCCCCAGAAGACCGGGACUACAUGGAUACUCUUCCACCAACUGUUGGUGAUGAUGUGGGUAAAGGGGCAGCACCAAACGUUGUCUAUACUUACACUGGAAAGAGAAUCGCAUUGUAUAUUGGAAAUCUAACAUGGUGGACAACAGAUGAGGACCUAACUGAAGCAGUUCAUUCUUUGGGAGUAAAUGAUAUUUUGGAGAUAAAAUUUUUUGAAAAUCGGGCAAAUGGACAAUCAAAGGGAUUUGCCCUUGUUGGUGUUGGAUCUGAAGCAUCUUCCAAAAAGUUAAUGGAUCUUUUGCCUAAAAGAGAACUUCACGGUCAGAAUCCUGUUGUAACUCCAUGCAAUAAACAGUUCCUGAGUCAGUUUGAAAUGCAAUCCAGGAAAACUACACAAUCAGGACAAAUGUCUGGGGAAGGUAAAGCUGGUCCUCCAGGAGGCGGUUCACGCGCAGCAUUUCCACAAGGUGGUAGAGGACGGGGCCGUUUUCCAGGGGCUGUUCCUGGUGGGGACAGAUUUCCUGGGCCAGCAGGACCAGGAGGGCCACCUCCACCUUUCCCAGGAAAUUUGAUCAAGCAUCUUGUUAAAGGAACUCGGCCUUUGUUCCUGGAAACUAGGAUUCCAUGGCAUAUGGGGCACAGCAUAGAGGAAAUACCCAUUUUUGGCCUAAAAGCUGGACAGACUCCACCACGUCCACCUCUAGGUCCACCUGGCCCACCUGGCCCCCCAGGUCCUCCACCUCCCGGUCAGGUUCUGCCACCUCCUCUAGCAGGACCUCCUAAUCGAGGAGACCGCCCUCCACCACCAGUUCUUUUUCCUGGACAACCUUUUGGGCAGCCUCCGCUGGGUCCACUUCCUCCUGGGCCUCCACCUCCAGUUCCAGGCUACGGCCCCCCUCCAGGUCCACCGCCUCCACAGCAGGGACCACCUCCACCUCCAGGCCCCUUUCCACCUCGACCACCAGGUCCACUAGGGCCUCCCCUUACACUUGCUCCUCCUCCACAUCUUCCGGGACCACCUCCAGGUGCCCCACCACCAGCUCCACAUGUGAAUCCUGCUUUUUUCCCUCCACCAACUAAUAGUGGCAUGCCAACAUCAGAUAGUCGAGGUCCACCGCCAACAGACCCAUAUGGCCGACCUCCACCAUAUGAUAGGGGUGACUAUGGUCCCCCUGGGAGGGAAAUGGAUACUGCAAGAACACCUCUGAGUGAAGCUGAGUUUGAAGAAAUCAUGAAUAGAAAUCGGGCAAUCUCUAGCAGUGCUAUUUCAAGAGCUGUAUCUGAUGCUAGUGCUGGUGAUUAUGGGAGUGCUAUUGAAACAUUGGUAACAGCAAUUUCUCUAAUUAAACAAUCCAAAGUAUCUGCCGACGAUCGCUGCAAAGUUCUUAUUAGCUCUUUGCAAGACUGCCUUCAUGGAAUUGAGUCCAAGUCCUAUGGGUCUGGAUCAAGAAGACGUGAACGAUCAAGAGAAAGGGACCAUAGUAGAUCACGGGAAAAGAGUCGACGUCAUAAAUCUCGGAGUAGAGAUCGCCAUGAUGAUUAUUACAGAGAGAGAAGCAGAGAGCGAGAGAGACACCGGGAUCGCGAUCGGGAUCGUGACCGGGAGCGCGACCGAGAGCGAGAAUACCGUCAUCGUUAGAAGUAAAUAUACCUACAUUUUAAGUGGUCCAAGUACUUGUUCUGAUUUAAUCUUCUGGAAACAUCUGAAAACAGGUAAGCCAUCACAGGUAAAUAAUUUUGACCUUUUCCUCCUUGAAUAUUCAUGAGUUAUCUCUGACUUUUAGAUUUCAGAUUUUCAUAGUCUUAAAGCAAGAAAAAUAAUCAAGAGGACUCAUUAUGUACUUCUAAAUUUGAAAAUUGGGAUUCUUGUAAUCACAUACAUUGUUUGCAUGUGAUUUUAAAAUAUUUAUAAAAUAUUUAUGUGCUUGGAUUUUUAAAAAUAAAAUUUUUAUUCUUCCUUCCUAGAAUUAAUUUAAUUUGUCCCUGAAACCUUUAAAGAAAAUCUAAUACUAUAAUAGGUUACAAUACAAAAAGAUGUUUUUCAGCAGUGAAAGAGGUUUUUUUCCCUUUUAAAAAUCACUUUUAGAUGAGAAUUGCUAGCAUUUGAUAUUAUUUUUAAAGGAACACUAUCUUUUAUUUGCAAAGAAAGCAUAAACUGGAUUUAGGGUUCAUAUCUAAAAACUUAAAAUUGUGCCAAGCCAUACAUCCCAAGUGAGAAAUACUUGGGAAUAAUUUUCUUUGUUUCAUUCAUAAACCAUGAUCAUUGUCUUUUUUUUCUGUAUUUUAAAAUUCCUGUGUACAUUUUUUCAUAAAGUAGAAUGAAUUGUCUGUUUAUGCUUCAUUUUUACAUGUAAUUUUAUUUUCUAUUUGUGAGCAGUGUUUACUCAUGAAGAGUGGGACAAGAGCACUGUGAAUCUUGAAUGUGGCAGGUUAUCAAUUCUGUAAACACAUUGGCAUUAAAGUAGAUUCAAAACAAAGCCUUUAUAAGUAUACUUAGAAGUAAAUUUUACAGAAACUUACUGAAAAUCCAGUCUGAAAAUUGUUAAUAUUUAAAUUGUAAUUGGCUUUAUCGUGUAUAAUUUUGUGACUAGUAGUUUCUUUAAUCAUCACACACAUACACACUCACCCAAGAUCCCUUUUGAAAAAGAAAAAAAAUGUAAGGUAAUUUUUAUGAAAUACAAGUUUCAUAACAGUUUAAGGGCUUUAUGAAGUGAGGAAACCCAUUUUCUACUUUGUCUUACAUCUUGAGUAUUUAUCAAAACCUUUUUACUGGUUAUAUGUUACACUAAAAUUUUAAUUUUUAAAACAUUUCUCUAUUUUAAAAUUACUAGAAUUGGUACUGUUUGGAUAUAAAAAUUGGUUAUUGUAUCAUACAAAUCUAAACUAAAUUUUAAAUGAGGUUUUUUUUUUUUUAUUUCUAGUUAAAGUAUCCCUUAGGGUGGAUUGGGAUCAAGUUAAUACUUGAAAUGUCUAAUUAUCUGUUAUUUGGUAAGGUACCAAGUUUACAAGUUGUAUUUUUAUUUGUUUGUUUAUGUAUUUAUUUUAGACUUUCCAGUUUAUCCACCAUCUUAUAGUUACCAAAGAUAUGAUAGUGAAAUUGGAUACAUAUUCAGUAAUUUAGUGUGUCCAUCAAGGGGCCUCUAAGCCAGUUCAUACGUAGCUUUAAUUAGCAGUUUUUUUUUAAAAACAGGUUUUCAUAAAAUUAAUCUAGUAAACUAAGUAUGCAUUGUUAAUUUUACAUUGAAUUUACACUGCAGUCAAGAGUAAUCACCUAACUAUGUCAUGAUUCGAGUCCCACGUCAUUCAGACAUUAACUACAGUUUCUUAGUAUGCAGUUUUUUGCAAUCAGUGAUGUAUCAUUUCCCAAAUCCCAUGUUUUGUUUGUACAUUAACCAGAAUUGAGAUUGAGUUGUAAUAUUGUUAUGUGCCUUCUUCAUCCAAGCAAAAUUUUACAAGUAUUUACAGUGGGGGAAAGAAAAAAAUAUGUUUUCCUGGAUUAUUGUACCUUUGCCGUACCAAACAGUAUUUAUUGUGGAAGUAGAUGUAAGAGGGUGGGGUGGGCAUAAAUACAUAUAUUGAAGUGCAAAUCUAUUUGCAAAUUUUAUUACCAUUAUAAGGUCUGUUGACCUCUUUAGAAGUUUUUAAAUAUGAGUCCUUUUGAACGUCCUUGUAAAUGGAAUUAGAAGUACUUCACCAAUAAAGUGAAUGUCAGUCUCUGUAUAAGUCGAUGAUGUAACAUACUGUCAAGUGAUGGUGGUGGUGGUAAAGGGCAGGUUCUGGAAGUGUGAUGUUGACAGCUGUUAAUGUCUGUCCCAUCCUAAGUUUUUUUGUGUUUGAACUGUUGAGUAAUGUUAAUUGCAUUCUCAUUUGAAAAAAAUGUAUUAGUUUUUCUAAAAGUUUUCCAUAUCGGAGUUCAAAUAGGUAAUAAUACUUCAAGAAAAAUAACAGCUUUGUAAAUUUCAAUGUAUAAAUGCAUUGUGCUUCAUAUUCUGUAAUUUUUGCCUCUAUUCUCAGACCACUCUGAGCAAAAUAAAAGCUGUAAGGUUUUGUUCUCACAGGAAUAAUGCUACUGUUCAGUCGCAGCCGAGCUCCUUGCCUUGGUUGUGUUGCUCUGACAACUUGUUUAGAAUAGCCCCACUCAGCAGUUUGUGUUCACAACUGAGUUCUGUGUACUGAAGAACAAAGAAAGCACAUUCCUUUUCUAGAUGCUUUUUAUUCAGGGUUUUCUUACUAAUUUAUGAGAUUCUCAUGUUCUCAAAUGAUUACUUUUCCCCCCUAAGAUACUGUAUUUGGAAUCUGGGUUAUAACUCUAAGAGUAUGGGCGUGUGAUUACUUCUACCAUAAAUGUCAUGUACUUGGAUUUAAUUACUGCAUAGGAUCUAGGAUACUUUGUGUUUUUAUCCAGGUUAUUAUAUAUAGCUUGUGUUAAUUUGGGGGAAAGUCCAAAGAAAAUCAUUUCUUUUAUAUUAAGAUGUUCCAUCUUGUUAGGAGUGUUAUGUUGAGGCUUUUAUGAAAAUUAAAUUCUUUUUUAUUGCCUGGUGAAUGAUAACUGUCUGUUAACAAGAUUUCCAGAGUACUUCUGCAAGUCUUAGAUGACGUGUUGCUACCUGCCUAGUGUCCCCGAGUUGCUCUCUUGUGGUUUCCAUAUAUCAGCCGCUCCGCUUCAUCUCGCCAUGCUGGCUCUCGUUUCUUUUCUGAUUUCUCAGAGUUUUAGUAUGUGUAAAAUCUAUCUACUGUUUUUCUUGAUGUGACAAGAGAGGGUAGAAAGUGGCCUCUUGGGUGGAUAUAUAGUCUGUUUUGCUCACUGUGGUUUAAGAAUAUAGUUUUGUUUAUAAAUAAUUGAUGUUCUGUCUUAAAAAAAUUCAGUGCCAGUGUGAGUCACCUGCCCUCACCUCAUCUCAGUGUGAUAUUUUUGCCAUUGUUUAGUUUGUAUAUUGGAUUGUUUGGAAUACAUAAUGUUUUAAAUAAAUUCAGUUAGUAUUGUUUAAAGGAAACCUACUAACCAGUAAGAGUAGAGUAACACAUUCAUGUUCUGUAAAUUUAUGCUUUUGUGUUCUGUAGUUAGCAAGUUCUAACUCUUGACAGUGGGUGAAUUCUAAAUAACAACCAGCUUAUUUUGAAAUAUCCAUAUUUUUUGAGUGACUCUCUUUGGCACAAAGUUUUUUUUCUUUCGUUUUCUUUUUUGUGAUGCAGUAUCUUUCUGUGUAGUCAAUUGCAUAGGAUUCUUCAUUGUGUAUUUUGUACAGUAAUAAAGUGAUUUAGUUGAAAUGGGGUAAGUAUGUUCAGAGAAAAGGGGCUAUGAACUUUUUUUGUUAACAUUAGUAAUAAAUGGAUUUUUUUUAAUGUACUGUGUUUUAGUCAAUAUAAGAAGAAACUCAGGAAGAGUUAAUAUGUUUAGAUGCUUCUAUUGCCUACCUCAUGCCCAUUCUUCAUUAAGGAGAAAUUUUCAGAUAUAGAAAUAUAGAUUUUAUUAAUUUAAAAGCAAUUGCAUUUCUAAAAUUAUGUGAGGAUCCUUCAACACAUUACUAUGAAAACCUGUAAGAGCUGAGUGUGAUAGUGCACACCUGUGACCUUAACACCUAAAGAGACUACUGAUGCAGGAGGAUGCUGUGAGCUUCAGACCAGCCUGGUUUACAUGUGAAGUUUCAUGCUAGCCAGGCCUCUAUACUAAUACCCUGUUUCAGAAAUAAGAGCAAACACUCAACAUAAAAACCUAUGAGAAAUCUUUAUCAAAUAAAUAUUCAAAUGUUUUACUUAAAAAAGAUUAAUUUACCAUGAGUUUUAAAAUAUGAAUAAUACCAAGAUUGCAUAUAUAAUUAACAAACACUCAAUUUGAGUCGCUCAUAAUUGAGAGUUCAUUAUCUCAAAAUAUAGGCAUUUCAGUCUAUUCAAAUUUUACUGCUUGCUUUAGCUUGCAGACUCUAAGGCUAGUUCAUGUAACAGCUGUUUGUGUAGGUUCCUUUUCAUAGCUGACAGGUAAAGCAAGUAACUGUGUGGCUUUGACAUUACAGAUUUGAUCAAAUGCAAUUUUGAACAUACGGGCAUCAAAUGUAUUUGUUACUUUUAAGCUUUUUAAUAUCUUUGUUUAUGUAGAUGUCUACUUAGACAUUCGAGUCUAUCAUAUGGAGUUGGAUUAUUGGAAAUGGGUUGUAUUGCCUUCAAAUUUUGCUUCCGUUUGAGAUUGUAAAAUUUGUGUUUAUGUAAAGUGUUUAGAACUAGAAAUAAAAGUUUCUAAACUAUUCCCUAAAUUUUAUGUCUGUAUGGUAAAAUUUGAAGAUUUAUCAAUUAGUAAAGACCUAUCUAUAAUCUAAUGAAGCAAAAGAUGAGUGCUUUGGUUCUGCAUAAACGUGUGUUUUAUGACCUCACGACAGGAUUUCCUCUAUACAAGUAGUAAGUUUCCAUUGGGGUCAUGGUAAUAUAUAUACCCCGUGGCUUUUUGAAAGAUUGAUAUCACCCUACCCCCUCACCCGGGAAUUGUAACAUUAAGUAAUUUUUCUCUUGGUGACUCAUUCUUCAUCCUUUAUAACAAAACAAAAAUAUUAGGGGAGAUAACAUUUCUUUUUUAGUAGGGUUAUGAAUUUUCCGCAAUCUUUUUUUGUAGAUUAAAAUACCUGCCAUAUCUUUCUCUAAUGUUUUUAAAUGUCACUAAUGCUGGAAGUGUUAGUGUAGGUAAUGGGAUUAGUAUGUUGUGGAGUCCUGAAUUCAGUCUUUAGCAUCAAUCCCAGUAAACAAAGAUAUCUACCAAAAUUUUAACCUGUAAAACUAAAACAUUUGAAAACUGAUGUUGUAGUUUUUUUCUGUUAAAUAAUUCCUCUGUAUAAGCCUAUCAACACAUCAUGAAAGUGAAGGUACAAAGGGUGAUUUCUAGAAUAGUUUAAAUGACUCUUUAAACAAGGUAGUUGAAAGACUCCUUUUGUACUUUUAAGAUUUAAGGUUUUACUAGGGAGGAUGGAUGUGUCUAUACACACUGAUAUUCUUAAGAUUCUCCCAAUAGAGAAAUGAACACAAAAUUCAUAGUUGUUACCAAAAUUCAUCCUAAUUAUAAAACAAAGGAUCUUUCAAAAUUAUUUUUAUGACAGAAUGCCACUAAGUAUUAUGUGCUUUUGAAAAAUAUUAAAAUAUCCCUUAAUAUUUCUAUUUUAAAUAUUUGGUAUAAAAGUGAUCGUUUUUAAAUUAAUGAUUUUUUUUGGACAUUUACUUGACAUUUACAUAAAUAUGUAUUCCUGAACCUAUAGUAUCAAUUUUAUUGUUGGGUUCCCCUCUCCCUCUUUAUGUAAGUUUUCGAUGAGACUCAUCAUUGUAGAUACUCAUUAGUUUGUGUUGGGCUAGUGGAUAUAGGUGAAGUAGAAGAAAGUAAUGUCUUAAAUUGUAUUGUGUCUAAAGAUUUGUAUGUGGAUGUCAUAUCUAAUGACCAUAUUGAGGUAUUUACUUAUAAAUUCUGUAACAUGGAACUCCAUUGGUUUAUAACAAAUUGGCAGAAGUUCGUGUAUGCUGUCAAAUACAGUUAAUUUGUAAAUUUCACUGCAUUUUUAUAUUCAGUUCAGCAUUUGUUAAAUACAUUGAUAUGUGGAUGAAUGAAAAAUAUCUACAUUCAAAUCCAAGCAUUUUCCCAUUUAUUUUGUAGUGUGCAUAUUUUAGACAAUGACUUACGGUUGUUCUCAUCAUCCCAGAAACAGUAGCUGCUGUUUUUUCAUUUGUUACUGUGACUUUGUUCUUUUUAAAAUUACCAUUUUUGCACAAAACAGUGGUCUUCAUAUGAGAAUCACUAAAUUUCAAAGGAAUUAAUACGUAAAGAAUGAAAUAUAAGAAUUUAUUUUGAAUUUAUAAAUUCAAUUUAUAGGAGCAUUUCUCCAUCAUGUAAGCAGCUACUGUUUGAGUUACUUUUUAUUUUGUGUUAGAAUCCCUAACAGUGACUAGUUGCACGACUUGUGUAUGUAUAGCUAAGCCAACAUUUUUUUGUGUAUUCUGGGGAAUAGCAAAAUCUACAUCACAAAUUUUGACACAUUACAGCUGAAGGAAGAGGAACACCUUCCAAGACAAAGCAGUCUUCACGGGGAAAGUGACGCUUGUCCAGCAGUUUGCUUCUUGAUUGAACUGAACCUGUAAGGAUUCAUGGAUAAACUGAACAGGAAUAGAUCUGAAUAAAGCAAAUCUGCAUAAAUGGUAACCAGUAGCUCUACUUUUAUUUUUUAUGUUGCUUAACUGUUUUAUUUGAAGGAAACUGUGUGAUUUAAAAAGUUAAUAGCUUUUGCAACUUUAUUACUGGUUAUAUAUUUGGCCAUUAUAAUGUGCAAGCAAUUGGAAAAAGUCAAGUAAAUGCUUGUUUUUAUAGUAGUUUGUUCUUGUUAAAAUGUUCAUAUGAUAAUGUCUGUAAACAGCACCAAUUUGAUUACAAUAGAUGUAGUGUUGUAAUAAACUGUUUAAUGGGGCUGAUGUGUAAAGCUGUUCAAGUUAUUUGAUGUUUACACCUCAGGGAAAGUCUUGUGUUCAGCAAUAUCUAAAGAUAAUGUUACUAUGACAACAUUUUUACUGUCCUUUAAAAAAGCAUUGCAAUAGCGUGUUUGGAUAUGCAUCAAUCUAAUCUUGCGUUCAGUGAAUUAAACAUGACUAAUUAAGUGUCUAUUGCCCUUGAUUUUGAUAUUAGAAUAGGUGAUUACAUGGGUAUUUAAUAUUUCUAUAUUCUGCUUUUCUAGCUGUUUUUACCUAGUUAGCUUGUGAUUUUGCUGAAUGGUAUGUAAACGUGUAAAAACUGAAAUCUGACAGAGCAAUCCAUUCAAUGUGUUAGGGGUCAAAAAAUUGAAGGUUGUAACAUUUUUGGUAAAAAUUCAUGUAUUUGCUACAGUAGUGCAGCUUAAUUACAACCCAGAUAUACUGAAAUGAAAAUUGUGAACUGCUAGCUUUUAAGAUAGAUUUUGAUAAUUCUGAUUUCAUGCAGUAAUUUACUGUUUCAUGCUGAUGGUGCCAUAGGCAGUGUAAUUAUGGCCACACAGCAAGAUAAAUGAGUAAAGAAAGCCCUAGUAUUGUACUUGAUAAAAAUUUCUGAGGGGUAUGAUGUUUAUUAACAUUGGGUUGUAUUCUUCAGUGUGAAUAAUGAAAAAUUAUAGUUACACUGUCUUCAUGGUUCGAGGAAUUCUGUGUAUAUUCCUGUAACUUUGUUGAUCUAUGCUUGAUUAGAGUUAGUUAUCAGUUGUUUUUUUUUUUUUAAUCCAGCCUUAAUAAAAGGUUGUAUUAAACACACCUGGCUAGCAUGUGUUCUGCAAAAUUAGCAGAAACAAACUGUUAAUUUGAUUGCCUAUUUUUAUAGGAAGAUAAAAAUCUGAAUUCCUAAAGAAUUUUUAGAUAAAGUCCUUAAGCUAAUUUGUGUUAAAUAUGUUUUAAAAGAUCUUAAAGUUUACCUAAAUUUAAGCGCAGUGCCUAAGGCAUGUACCAUAGGUCGAGAGUGUGCAGCUUGAGACAUUUGUACUUUUCUUCUUCAGUUUCAUCCUUUCUGCUUUUAAAAUACUCAAAAAUAUCCAUACCACUGUCAGUUCAUUUUAAAACAUUUUGUGAGCAGAGUAUUUUUUGCAAGGGAUCAUUGGUGUUUACCCAAACUGUUGUUAGCUCUCAGAAAUGAUUUUUCUUAAGUUUUAAUCUUGUUGAAAUGCAAUUACCUUUUGAUUUGAGAGUUGUAUCAAAAUCUAUUUUGUUUUGUAUAUAGGUAUUGUAAGUUUUUGUCAUUUCUUAGCUUUUUUAAUAGUUUAAUUACAAUACCCUAAUGUGAAGCCGUGUGGACAUACAUGUGUUUACAAGGGAGAUUAAGAUUAGUUGAUAGUGAGAUUAAAAGGUAAGUACAAUGCCCAUAGAUAGAACUUCUCUGAACAUUUUUAAAAUGGAAUCAAAAAUACAUAUACUUGAAAUGAAACUGGAGAUUUUGUACUAAUUUUAAUCCUUUAUUACCUUUUUUUCUUUUUUAAAAAUGAGUUGGAACUCUUAUUGCUCUCUGUAUGUCACCCUCUUGCCCAGCUUAUUCUAUUACCUGACUUUGGACGCAGACAGAGUGGACUAGCAUUGUUUGCUGCUGCUAGUCCAUUAUUUUAAGUGUUGUCAGGAAGAAAUAAAAUAACCUUGGUUUGUCUAGUUUUACAGUGUCUCCUCCCUGAUAACACAUGAAUGUCAGCAGUAAAAGUAAACAUUGCAAACCUUGUUUUAUUUGUCAAAGCCUUCUGUUGUUGAGGAGUCAGUUUCAUUUGAAAACUGGUUUUUAAUGUGUAAAAACAAUCCAAAGAGAUAAAAUUUUACAAAGACACCAAAAAAAAAAAAAAAAAAAAGGAGAGAGAGAGAGAUAGAGACAGGCAGACAGACAGGCAGGCAAAUGAACUAAAGAGAAGAAAAAGUCAGAAGAAAAAAGGAACUAGGGAGAGUUUUUAAGAAAUUGUGGUUCAUAUAGUGGCAGUGAAAGCAAGCUUGAGUUUGUCUUGAAUCCUAGCAUUGCCUAGUGCUGUGCAGUCACAUUCCUUGCAACUAGUAGUUAAAAUUCCAGAUGCUUGGUAAAGCGCCCACAUGGUAUUUCUCCUGGAGCAGCACUUUGAAUUCAAUAUACUGCUUUGAGGUAAAGGAAAUACAUUUGUAGAAAGGAUUCUUUCAGUGUACAUUUACAUGUGUGUAUGUUUUGUCAGCUUUCAUCAGCAAGAUGAGCAAGAUUUUAGUGACUUGCUAUAGCUAUUGAUCAUACAUGUUAGGCCAUUUAAUGUCUCCUUAACCUAUAAUCUUAAGCAGUUAACUACAAUUUGGAAUUUACAAAUAGCAUGUAGCUUAAGGUAUUAUUUUGAUUUGAUUCUCCUAUGGAGACUGUUGCUUUAGUUUUUACUAGUUUAAAGUCAGUUCUAAAAAUAAACAUGGAAGUUUUCAUGAACGUUGUAUAAUAUUUUAUAGUAAAGGGGGGAAAUUGUUGAAAAGGGUAAGACUUUCUCUUUCCCUGUGUUGAAAUGUGCCAAUAGCCUAAGUACAUUCUGUUUCAUACAAUGAGAUGCUACUGCAGGACUCCGAUUGGAGUGCUCUUAACAUUUUAGUUUUGCUACCCAAAUGGUCAUUGCAUUGUUUGUAUCUUGCAAGGUGGCCCCAAUAUUGUGUUUUAAGCUUCAGCUUAAGUUAUUUUAAGAGGAAGUUUAUGUUCUGAUUCUUUACUGAGAAUACAGUGUUGAGAUUCUUGCUAUUGCACAGAUAAACUGAUUUUUAAAUUUUAUUCAUGAACUUCAUUUGCAUCCCAUGGGCCUCUGUAAAUGUUUCCCCUGGUUGUGUGUUCUUACUAAAUGCACGCUUUUUCAUUGUACAUACUAGACAUUUUUUUGUGCUAAAAUAUAUUAAGUAGGGUUUUUGUAGCAAAGCAUUCUAUUUUUAUGUUCUUAUAGUGUAUGUGUUAACAUUAAUAUUCAGUUUAAACACUGGUGUAUUUAUUUUUAGCAACUUGACUCCUAGAAGCCUUAGACUAAUUUUUAAAUAAACAUUCAACCAAAAAUUAUGAAUUUCUUGAGAUGUGGCCUUAUAUGUGGUGUUUUCUGUGUUCAUAUCGUGAGAUUUUUUUUUUAAUUUAGAUUUUAUUUAAAUCAAGAUUUAGAAUUAGUUUCAUUUUAAGUCAAAACAGAAAGUGUACCAUGCGUCUAGGCUUCUGGGAGGAAGUUCUUACACUCUUCUUUCUUAGCAUUAGAAGGAAGCAAUAUGAAUUUAUGAUAUUCUCAAUAUCCAGGCCAUUGUAUUAUGUCCAGGUUGCUUUAGCUUGGUUUUAGCCCAAUUUAGGUUGGUUUUAGCCCAAUGUUUCUUUAAAGUUCCAGGUAGUUGGCAUUCACUGAAUAUAUAGCUACUACGGUUUUCAUAUGGGGCGUAUGAACUCUUGGUUACAUGUAGGCAGAUUUUAAAGGCUUCCUGCUACAUUAAUUAUGUUGUAACGGGAGACAUCUAAAAUAUUAGGUAGCAUUGAAUUGAAGUCACACAGGUCUUGAAUGGUAUUCGUGGAUAGUAAAUACUACGAGCAGUUUCCAUAUCAAAGUACCCUAAAACUCCACCAUGGGAGUAAAUCACACUCACUUCAUGAUUGGAUAUACCCUUCAUUUUAGUAAAAGUACUUCAUUUCAAAAGUUUACACUUUACUGUGUAACACUUCUCAGCAUUUCUGUGUGCAAAUUAUUUUAAAAUUCAGUGAUAAUUCAUGGUUUUUUUUUUCAUUUUUUUACUUUGGAAAUUGUAGUACUCAGGUGGUAUUUAAUGAGAAAUGAUCAUUUGAGGUGAAUCAUAAUGCAUUUUGAGGACUGCAACUAUAACAUUUAUGACUUUAGCCUUAAGAAAAGGUCUAUUAUUCCUUCCUUGCAUCCCAUGGUAUAUUAGCAAAUAGUUUACAGCCCAGCACAGCCUUACAAAGUUGUUUUACAAAUUUUUAUGGAAAACCCUUAACAAUUAAAAAAAUUGUAUCAUAUUACAGUACCUAUGAGUUAUGAUCCCCCUCUGUAAAUAAGUUGUCUAAUACCAGAAGGCCAAAGAAAGUCUUGAUUUAGCUAUUGAAUGUGGUGACUUCAUAAGAUUUCUGUGCAAAAGGUAAGGUGAUAUUCCAUUCAAUAGGCAUUCUUUUGAUGUCCAUGAAAACUAGACUUCCAUAUUAGCUUCUUUCAAAAGGCUCAUUCCCAUUUUAUUAAAAUGUUUGUACUUGCAAAUUUGUGUUUAAUGUUUACUUUGUCUUUUCUUUCUUUAGCAUUUAGGUGACUGUUCAGCAGUUUUCUAUAUGGCCAUUGUUGGCCUUAAACUGCGCUAGUAACAAGCAUGGUAUUUAUCUUGUAUGGAAAAUAAAAAAGUUUUCGUAAGA
This is a messenger RNA of Rattus norvegicus (Norway rat), 13060 nucleotides long. RefSeq names its product cleavage and polyadenylation specific factor 6 (gene Cpsf6). Gene Ontology annotation, cellular component: nucleoplasm; nuclear speck; cytoplasm. The record is from RefSeq and is a predicted model, not a curated record. Gene Ontology annotation, molecular function: nucleic acid binding; RNA binding. Lineage: Eukaryota; Metazoa; Chordata; Mammalia; Rodentia; Muridae.